UUGGCCUGAGCCAGACUUUGUCCGCUGACGGUAGAGAGAUAUUGCUGAUCGAUUGGACAGAGAGCAGACAGUUGGACUGCCAACUCGCCGCUCGUCACAUCAUCAUCGAUAGGGAGACACAGCGUGCCAAAGGGCGCAGGUGCAGCGACGAUGACGUUGAGCAUGGCUGACAGCGGGGUUGCUCCUGUUUUGUCGUCGCUUGCCAGGUCGCGCGCGCGUUUUGGAUGAGACGAAGUGCGCUGGCACGCCUCCCACCUCGUCAUUCCUCGGCUAUCAGGGUCAAGCCACAGACUGCCGCAGCCCUCUACACGCCUGUCGCAUCAACAUCGAUCGACAGCAAAGGCAAGGGACAAACAAGCAUCACAGCCUCCAUCGCUGCUUCUGUCUCGUCCGAAGCUAAUGAGGAUCAUGCGGACGCUCGUGCUGCGCCUCUGCCCGCCUUGAGCGACUACCGGGCCAACCUCAACGACAUGCAAUUGCGCGCCGUCACCCAUGAUCUCGUUCCCCUUCAGAUCCUUGCAGGGCCAGGCUCAGGCAAGACGCGCGUGCUGACGUGCCGCGUCGCACACUUGCUCAGGCAUUAUCGGCUGCCUCCUGAUCGGAUCGUCGUCGUCACAUUCACGAACAAGGCCGCUAGAGAGAUGCGGGACCGUCUCACCAGGCUUGUGGGCAAGGCGGUGACGGAUAAACUCGUCAUGGGCACUUUCCACUCAGUCGCAGUUCGCUUUCUUCGUCGAUUCGGCCAGAGGAUCGGCCUGGCGAAAGACUUUUCGAUCGCCGACGAGGACGAUUGCAUGAGGUACAUCCGAGCCUCCCUCAAAUUGCACACAAAGGACGUCGACAGGCAUUCGAUGAGCGCUAAUCUCAAGCCCGGUACGGUACGCUCACUGAUCAGUAAGGCCAAGACACGUUGCCUCGAUGCAGAACGAUACGAAGCGGAAGUGAGAGCAAAGAAACCUCUGCAAGAGGAUCUUCUGCUCGUCGCAAGAGUCUUUGCCGAUUACGAGACAAAGCUCCAGGAGGUUGGCGCGCUCGACUUUGACGAUCUGCUCAAUUUCUGCUUGCAUCUCUUUCUCAGAUAUCCUGCAGUCACCGAAGGCAUUCGGCAUACCUUGGUCGAUGAGUUCCAAGACACCAACACUGUACAAUAUCAGCUCGUCAAGCAUAUGGCUCGAAAAGCUCGUGUGCUCACGAUUGUCGGCGAUCCUGAUCAGUCCAUCUAUGGCUGGCGAGCAGCUGAGAUCAAGAACUUGAGGCUCAUGCAAGGCGACUUUGAGAGCACGGCCAAGAUCUUUCUCGAGCAGAACUAUCGUUCGACCUCGGCCAUUUUAGCCAGCGCGAUGGCUGUCAUCUCUCAAGGCGCGUCAGAUGGGUCUCGACCGAUCUGGGCUGACACUCGUUUGCUGCUUGCAGAUACUGCACGAGAGCCGAAGCAUCUUUAUACCGAUCGCGAUGCGGGGCCAAGCAAUGUAUAUACUCGCCUGCCGGACGCGAAUGCAGAGGCGGAAUACAUCGUCAAGGAGAUCCGCAAGCUCGUCGCAUGGACGGGUGGCCUACUCGACUAUGAUGACUUUGCGAUUUUGCUGCGCAUGAACAGCUUGUCUCGUCAGCUCGAAAUGGAGCUCAAGGCACAGCGAGUGCCUUAUCGCAUGGUCGGCGGCCCAAAGUUUUUCGACCGUCAAGAAGUCAAAGACAUCCUCGCUUACUUGCUGCUUGCAAACAACGCCAACAACGCUUCAGCCUUCAGCCGUGUCAUCAAUACGCCAUCGCGGGGCAUCGGUCUCAAGUCGGCACAGUGGAUUGAAGAACACGCUUCGGCCCGAAAGAUAUCGCCCUUCGAGCUGACGCGACUCGCCGUGACCAAAUCGGUCAAGCUAGGCAAGUCGUUUGUCGAGCUCAUUCAAGACCUCGAGCUCCUUGCUGCCGAAGGCACCAGUGUUGCCGAUCUCAUCGAUGCUAUAGUAGACAAAACGCGUUAUCUUGACUAUCUCGAGAAGCAACACGGCCAAAAGGAUGCCAAGGCGGGGGUGAAAUCAGAGGACGUGGAGAAUCGAAAAGCCAACAUAGAAGAGUUGAAAGCCUUUGCUGCCACUUUCAAGGCGCCAGAGGGAGACCAGGGUCUCACAGGAGUACACGAGGAGAUACGGACAAGAACGAUCAAGAGGGAAAGAAGCCGGUGCCAAUGGUGACAGUGUCAACUGUGCAUGCCGCUAAGGGACUCGAGUGGCCCUGUG
Molecule: messenger RNA, 2234 nt
Organism: Mixia osmundae IAM 14324
Lineage: Eukaryota; Fungi; Basidiomycota; Mixiomycetes; Mixiales; Mixiaceae
Exons: 6
Coding region: 225-2189 (654 amino acids)
Biological process (GO): recombinational repair
Cellular component (GO): nucleus
Molecular function (GO): ATP binding; DNA binding; 3'-5' DNA helicase activity
Source: RefSeq, a predicted model, not a curated record